GCGCCGUUGCCUCACCUUUCCCGUUUCUCUCCGCCCCUUCGAAGCCGUGAUCGCUCGCUCUCGAAGAGAUCAGAUCAUAUGCUGAUCGAUUUGAGUUUCCUUGGACUCGAACCGGGUGGGAAUCAAAUCGAACGGAAUGUUAUAUAGCUGGACAAUGCACAAUCCUACGUCAACCCUCCCCUUACUAUCUCGUCAUUGGACUUGGAUACUGCAUCGUCAAUCAUCUUCUUCAACAACAGUGGGCACUUGUGAGGCCGCUUUGUUAGGUCAUGCAACAUGUCUUCUACAGAUUUAUUGAAGCUUGCUGCAAAUCUUGAAUCAAAGAAAUCAAAGAUCAAUUUUGAACCUGAAGUACUGUCAACUCUUGGAUCAUUGCUUCUUGAUGUUCAUGCUGUUUGUCAACCAAAGCCAACUGACUAUGAGAACCGAAGAAAAUUAGUUCAAAAGUUCAAUAAAUUGGCACUAGAAGUUUAUGGCAAAAACAAUGGCUUUCCGGCAGUGGAGGCAUUUGGGUCUUUCACUAUGGACUUAUUUACCUCUAAUAGUGACCUGGAUCUAUCAAUUAACUUCAGUAAUGAUAUGGUUGACUUCCCCCGUGAUAGGAAGAUUUCUUGUCUUAAGAUACUUGCAGAUGUCUUGAAUGAUCAUCAAAAGAGGGGACUUGUCACUAGGGUUUUGCCAAUUUUAACAGCUAGAGUUCCAGUUUUGAAAGUUGUAGACUGUGAAACUGGAGUGGAAUGUGAUUUUUCAAUUGAAAAUAAGGAUGGCAUUUCCAGAUCCUUGUUCUAUUCAAUUGUUGCUUCAAUUGAUGAAAGAUUUUCGAAAUUGAGUUAUUUGCUAAGAUUCUUAUAUUUACUGCUUUAUUUGUUGAUAUCAACUAUUGCUUGGAUUGAUGAAAGGUUUCUGAAAUUGAGUUAUAUGGUAAGAUUCUUAUAUUUACUGAUUUGUUGAUAUCAAUUGUUGCUA
Zingiber officinale is the source of this 966-nucleotide messenger RNA. Its product is annotated as protein HESO1-like. NCBI's taxonomy places the organism in Eukaryota, Viridiplantae, Streptophyta, Magnoliopsida, Zingiberales, Zingiberaceae. The coding region runs from base 277 to 951 and encodes 224 amino acids. The record is from RefSeq and is a predicted model, not a curated record. Gene Ontology annotation, biological process: RNA 3'-end processing. The transcript has 7 exons. Gene Ontology annotation, molecular function: nucleotidyltransferase activity.